Brenthis ino (lesser marbled fritillary) is the source of this 942-nucleotide messenger RNA. NCBI's taxonomy places the organism in Eukaryota, Metazoa, Arthropoda, Insecta, Lepidoptera, Nymphalidae. The record is from the annotation of a GenBank genome assembly.
AUGCAAGUGAUCUUUAAGCCAGAUAUUGAUCAUAAGCUUGUUAUCUUGGUAUGCGUAGUCGCUGCAGCCCAAGCAGGCGUGAUUGCUCCCGUAACCUAUACGGCGCACCCGGCGCCGCUUGCAUAUGCCACUGCUCCAGUGGUUCAUGCGGCCCCAGCUGCGUCCUACAUCCAAUCUUACCCCGUCGCCUACGCUGCCCCUAUUGCUAAAGUUGCUGCUGUUGCACCAGUCACCAAAGUCGCUGUUGAAGAAUAUGACCCACAUCCUCAGUAUAGCUUCGCUUACGAUGUUCAAGAUAGUCUGACCGGAGACUCCAAAAGCCAGCAAGAAUCUCGCGAUGGUGACGUUGUCCAUGGCUCCUACUCUGUUGUCGACCCCGAUGGUAUCAAGCGUACUGUUGAAUAUACAGCUGAUCCUCACAAUGGUUUUAACGCCGUUGUGCACAAGGAGCCAAUUGCAGUAAAAGCCGUAGCUCCAGUCGCGAAAAUUGCCGCAGCUCCUGUUGUCCACCACGUCCACGCUCCAAUCGUCCAUGCUGCUCCCUUCGUCGUGUUCGCUUGCUUGGUGGCUGCCGCGAGCGCCGGCCUAGUUCCAGCAGCCCACGUGACAUACGGUGCGCCGGUGUACCACGCCGCGCCCGUAGCGUAUGAAGAAUACGACGCGCACUCCAAGUACAGCUUCGCCUACGACGUACAAGACUCCGUCAGUGGAGACUCCAAGAGCCAGCACGAGUCCCGUGACGGCGACCUCGUACAAGGCUCGUACUCCGUCGUGGAGCCCGACGGCACCAAGCGGAUCGUCGACUACUCUGCUGACCCCCACAAUGGGUUCAACGCAGUCGUGCGCAAGGAGGCUCUCGGUGUGAAGGUCGCCGCGCCCGUGGCCUACGCCUCCCCCGUCGUGCACGCACCUUUGGCUUACUCCGCUCCUAUUUACCACCAU